Molecule: messenger RNA, 1725 nt
Organism: Lasiodiplodia theobromae
Lineage: Eukaryota; Fungi; Ascomycota; Dothideomycetes; Botryosphaeriales; Botryosphaeriaceae
Exons: 2
Coding region: 1-1725 (574 amino acids)
Source: RefSeq, a predicted model, not a curated record
AUGCUGACGACAGCUAUCUCUUCCCCAUCAGCAGCCCUGGCGCUGGGGCUGCUGCUACUCCAACCGCUAACCUCCGCCGCAACUCUUCCACUACACAAGAAAGCACCCAGCAACGAUGCCACGGCCGCGGUCAACACGACCACCUGCAACGGCAACACCUACACCUACCGCGCCCUCGCCGGCUACGGCUCCGUCUCAGGCAGCGCCCGCGACAAGUUCGGCGACACGCUGGGCGGCCUGGGCAGUUCCAUCGCCAUCGAGCACGGCUCAUGGAAACGCGAAACCAACGACAGCGACGGCACAGAACUCUACACCGGCAUCCUCUGGGCGCUGCCCGACCGCGGCUGGAACACCAACGGCACGCUCAACUACAACCCGCGCGUGCACAAGCUGGGCAUCAGUUUCUCCCCCGUGACUGCAGCAGCAGCGGAUGGAAGUAGUGGUAGUGGCAGUGGUAGUGUCAGCAGCCCCCCGAACCUGCAUCUCGAAUACCUCGACACGGUGCUCUUCAGCGACCCGGCCGGCACGCCGGUCACGGGGCUCGAUCCGGACUUCGCGGAGGUGCCGAUAGAGUUUCCGGGUUUCCCCGCCAUGCCGGUGGCCACGUACGAGGGGGAUGGGUUUGGCGGGGAGGGGCCUGGCGGUAGGCGGGUGGCGGUGGAUAGCGAAGGUCUCGUGCUCGGCCCUGAUGGCGAGUUCUGGGUCAGCGACGAGUACGGGCCGUUCGUGUAUCGGUUCUCGCGCGAGGGCAGGAUGCUGGCUGCCAUCAGGCCGCCCGAGGCGUACGUGCCGAGGAGGAAUGGGAAUGUGAGCUUCUCCGCCGCCUCCGCCCCCCUCUACGACCCAGACCGCGUGCCCGUCCCCGAAGACCCGACCUCCGGCCGCGCCAACAACCAGGGCUUCGAAGGCCUGACCGUGUCUCCCGACGGCUCGACCCUCUCCGUCCUCCUGCAGUCGGCCCUCAUGCAGGACGGCGGCCAAGGCGGCAAGCAGACGCGCCGCCACGCCCGCCUGCUGCAAUACGACAUCACUGCCUUGUCCUCCUCCUCCUCUUCUCCCUCUUUCCCCCAUCCCUCCUCUUCCUCAUCCUCCUCCACAAACACCUCCUCCAACCCCCUCCCCAAAGCCGAAUUCGUCGUCCCCCUCCCCACCUUCCCCAACGCCGACGGCAAAACCCGCGUCGCCGCCCAGAGCGAGCUCCUCGCCCUCAGCGCCACGCAGUUCCUCGUCCUGGCGCGCGACUCGAACGCCGGUCGCGCUGCCGAGAGCACCGAGAGCUUGUACCGGCACGUCGACGUGUUCGACGUCAGCGCCGCGACCGACGUCUUCGGCGACGACGACUCCGUCUCAGGCAGCGUCGCGGGCGCCGAGGACGGCGUGUUGGACGACGGUAUCGCGCCGGCCGAGUAUUGCGCUUGGUUGGAUUUUAAUGUCGGAGCGGAGUUGGCGCGGUUUGGGCUGCAUAAUGGGGGCGUGGAUGAUGAGGGGUUGAUGAAUGAGAAGUGGGAGAGUUUGGCGGUCGUGCCGGUGUUGGGGGAGGGCGGGGAGGAGGUCGAGGGCGAGUGGUGGGUUGUUAGUCUCAGUGAUGACGAUUUUAUUACGCAGGACGGGUAUAUGGAUGGGGGGGAUUUCCUGUAUAGUGAUGAGAGUGGGGCGAGUUUGGAUAAUCAGGCGUUGGUGUUUAGGGUGGGGUUGGAGAAGGGGUUGAGGCCGGCGGGGUGGUGA